Messenger RNA from Egretta garzetta (little egret), 684 nucleotides. It is a transcript of the gene PENK, whose product is annotated as proenkephalin. The record is from RefSeq and is a predicted model, not a curated record. Gene Ontology annotation, cellular component: axon terminus; dendrite; neuronal cell body. Gene Ontology annotation, molecular function: opioid receptor binding. Bases 1 to 684 code for a protein of 227 amino acids. The transcript is spliced from 2 exons. Gene Ontology annotation, biological process: chemical synaptic transmission; sensory perception; neuropeptide signaling pathway. Lineage: Eukaryota; Metazoa; Chordata; Aves; Pelecaniformes; Ardeidae.
AUGGGGCUCAAGAGACAGGCAUGUACACUAGAAUGUGAAGGGAAGCUGCCUUCUGCCAAAGCCUGGGAGACCUGCAAGGAGCUCCUGCAGCUGGCAAAGCUGGAUCUUUCUGAGGAUGGCAGCAUUGCUGCGGGAGACAAGAAAGAGCUGGAUGAGAACCAUUUGCUUGCAAAGAAGUAUGGAGGCUUCAUGAAAAGAUACGGGGGGUUCAUGAAGAAAAUGGAUGAGCUCUAUCGGGUAGAACCGGAGGAUGAAGCUAACAGAGGAGAAAUCCUGGCUAAGAGGUAUGGAGGGUUUAUGAAGAAGGACUCAGACGACGAUGCCCUUGCUAAUUCCUCUGAUCUGCUGAAGGAGCUCCUAGGAACAGGGGAUAACCCUGAAGCAGGGCAUUACCGAGAGAUAAAUGAAAAUGACGGGGACGUCAGCAAAAGAUAUGGAGGCUUCAUGAGAAGCGUAAAGCGCAGCCCCGAACUGGAAGAUGAAGCCAAAGAGCUGCAAAAGAGAUACGGUGGUUUCAUGAGAAGAGUGGGCAGGCCAGAAUGGUGGCUGGAUUACCAGAAACGAUACGGUGGGUUUCUUAAGCGCUUCGCCGACUCCAUUCUCCCUUCAGAAGAAGAUGGGGAAACUUAUUCCAAAGAGGUCCCAGAGAUGGAGAAGAGAUACGGUGGAUUUAUGAGAUUUUAA